CCGAAUCACUAACUGGCGCAGGUGUUGGGAAAAUGAUCCACAGUCUGUUUCUCAUAAACUGUUCCGGUGACAUCUUUUUAGAGAAGCAUUGGAAGAGUGUCGUGAGCCAGUCAGUCUGUGACUAUUUCUUUGAAGCUCAGGAGAAAGCUGCUGAUGUCGAAAAUGUACCACCUGUCAUUUCAACACCUCACCACUACCUCAUCAGUAUCUACCGAGAUAAGCUCUUUUUCGUGUCUGUCAUACAGACUGAAGUGCCACCUCUGUUUGUAAUUGAGUUCCUACAUCGAGUUGCUGACACUUUUCAGGACUACUUUGGUGAGUGUUCAGAGGCUGCAAUUAAGGAUAAUGUGGUUAUAGUAUAUGAACUCUUGGAAGAAAUGUUAGACAAUGGAUUUCCAUUAGCUACUGAAUCCAACAUUUUGAAAGAAUUGAUUAAACCACCAACAAUUCUACGUUCUGUCGUCAAUUCUAUUACAGGCAGUAGUAAUGUGGGGGACACACUCCCCACUGGGCAGUUGUCCAACAUCCCCUGGCGCCGAGCAGGAGUGAAGUACACAAACAAUGAAGCCUAUUUUGAUGUUGUCGAAGAAAUAGAUGCAAUUAUUGAUAAAUCAGGAUCUACAGUCUUUGCAGAAAUUCAGGGGGUCAUUGAUGCGUGUAUUAAGCUGUCGGGAAUGCCUGAUCUUUCCCUUUCUUUCAUGAACCCCAGGCUUUUGGACGAUGUCAGCUUUCACCCUUGCAUCCGGUUCAAGCGUUGGGAAUCUGAAAGAGUUUUGUCAUUUAUUCCUCCAGAUGGAAAUUUCCGACUCAUAUCUUACCGUGUCAGCUCACAAAAUCUAGUGGCGAUUCCAGUGUAUGUGAAACAUAGCAUCUGCUUUAAGGAGAACAGUUCCUGUGGCCGAUUUGAUAUUACAAUUGGACCAAAGCAGAAUAUGGGAAAAACUAUUGAAGGAAUCACAGUGACAGUUCACAUGCCAAAAGUCUUGUUGAAUAUGAACCUGACACCAACACAAGGCAGCUACACAUUUGACCCGGUCACCAAGGUACUAAUGUGGGACGUGGGGAAAAUUACUCCACAAAAGCUCCCAAAUCUCAAAGGGCUGGUAAAUUUACAGUCUGGAGCACCCAAGCCAGAAGAGAACCCAAGCCUGAACAUACAGUUCAAGAUCCAGCAGCUUGCUAUUUCAGGCUUAAAAGUUAACCGCUUGGACAUGUAUGGGGAGAAAUAUAAGCCAUUUAAAGGAGUCAAGUAUGUCACCAAAGCUGGCAAGUUCCAAGUGAGGACAUGAGGCCAGAAUUCCUCGAGAUCACUAUUUUCCAACUGUCAUUCUAAUAUCUUACUGCUGAGUAACGAGUGGGUGGGGUACAUACUCUAGUUAUAGCAUUUGUGUCGAGCUACACACCCCUAACAAAAUCGCUUAGUAAUCAAAGUAGGGUUCUUAAGGAGCUUUAAGCUAAGGAAACUUUUCUAAUGACUUUGCUUGUUUUGUAUCUUUUAAUUAAGGAAGACUUUGGCGGUGAUUUUCUCUAUAGAGGGUUAUUAGCUGGACGCUGCACAUUUAACAGAAAGAUGAACUUCUCUCCUAAAACACGUGAGCUGGUCUCAGCCCGCAGGCGCUGUCUUAACCUGUGAUAUGAUGUGUCAGGUGCGGCCAGCAGUCUUACCUUCUGGUCUUGCCUCCCCCACAUCAGCUGUCCCCCCGCCCACCCGGAGACGUUUACAGAACACUGCCUCUUCAAGUGUUUGCCUUAUUCAGUUUUUCACUUGUGCCAUUAAGCAAGCACUGUAGCAACAGCCACCUCCACAGGGCCCCAGCCGGAGCUCUGCUGCUCCCUGCUCCACUCUCACUGUACUUGCUAUUGUAUUUUUUAUAAAUGAGAUUUUUAUGUACAACUCAAGUUUUGAUUUACAGAGCCCUUUGCUGCAGUAAAUGGCACCUCAGUUUUGUGCGGCUGGUUCCAUUGUCAGCUAGCACAGUAGGAGUCAUUUGGCUCAAAGGGUGACUGCUUCAUUGAGGCAAUAGCAAGGACACUGCUGCUUUUAGGAGAGACUGUAAGCACAAGCAUUGAGCUCUGAAGC
This is a messenger RNA of Chrysochloris asiatica (Cape golden mole), 2080 nucleotides long. RefSeq names its product adaptor-related protein complex 3, mu 1 subunit (gene AP3M1). Bases 33 to 1289 code for a protein of 418 amino acids. The record is from RefSeq and is a predicted model, not a curated record. The transcript is spliced from 9 exons. Lineage: Eukaryota; Metazoa; Chordata; Mammalia; Afrosoricida; Chrysochloridae. Gene Ontology annotation, cellular component: cytoplasmic vesicle; clathrin adaptor complex. Gene Ontology annotation, biological process: endocytosis; intracellular protein transport.